Aspergillus fijiensis CBS 313.89 is the source of this 1920-nucleotide messenger RNA. RefSeq names its product GMC family oxidoreductase. Bases 20 to 1840 code for a protein of 606 amino acids. The record is from RefSeq and is a predicted model, not a curated record. The transcript has 5 exons. NCBI's taxonomy places the organism in Eukaryota, Fungi, Ascomycota, Eurotiomycetes, Eurotiales, Aspergillaceae. Gene Ontology annotation, biological process: secondary metabolite biosynthetic process. Gene Ontology annotation, molecular function: flavin adenine dinucleotide binding; oxidoreductase activity, acting on CH-OH group of donors.
UUUUCAAAUUGGGCACACCAUGCUGCUGCUGGUUGCUGUUUUUGCUCGCCUGCUGUCCCUGCUGCUGUUGGCCAACCCGGUCGCAGGUGCCUGUGGUGAGGAUGGGGUCUACGACUACAUCGUCAUCGGAGGUGGCACGGCGGGAAAUGUGGUCGGCGCUCGUCUGUCCCAGGCCGGGCACAGCGUCUUGAUCGUCGAGGCGGGUGGCAUUUAUGAGCUGGACAAUGCGAACCUGACUAUUCCCCUCAUGUUUGGCGCCGUAACCGGAGGGAGCCCGGAUACAAUUGAUCCCCGCGUCGAUUGGGGCGUAAUUACCACCCCGCAGCCUGGCGCGAACAACCGUCAGCUGCAUUAUGCACGGGGCAAGACUCUCGGUGGCUCGUCUGCGAUGAAUGCCAUGCUAUACCAGCGAGGCACCAAGUCGACGUAUCACGCUUGGGCAGAAGCCGUCCAAGAUCCCAGUUACGAAUGGGACGAGAUUUUACCCUUCUUCGAGAGAACCUUCCACUUCACACCACCCAAUCCAGACAAUGGAUUGGAUAACACGUCUAUACACUGGAAUGCCAGUGCCUUUUCAUCCGAAAACCCCGUCGAGGGCUCAAUUCAAAUCUCAUACCCCAAUUUCCGGUCGCCAUUUUCCACCUGGUUGAAAUUGGGCUUCGAGGAAUCUGGGAUACCUGAGACCAAUGACUUCGUCAGUGGCAGCUUGAUGGGAACGCAAUAUUCUGCCGCAGAGAUCUCCCCGGUAGACGAGCGCCGUAGCAGCUCGGAUUUUCUUCUAGGUCUGGCUGAGGAAGAGCCAUUUUUGACCGCCUGCACUCGAUCUCUGGCACGGCGUAUCUUGUUCGAUGAUCAGCUUAAUGCGCAGGGCGUAGAAAUCGAAAAAGAUGGGAAGGUUUGGACGGCGUCGGCAGCUAAGGAAAUCAUUGUAUCCGCCGGAGCGUUCAACUCACCCCAAGUCCUCAUGGUGUCUGGCAUUGGGCCUCGCGAUCAGUUGGAGAACCUGGAUAUCCCUGUGCUUGCCGAUCUACCUGGCGUGGGUCAGAACAUGUGGGAUCAUGUCUUUUUUGCUCAAUCCUAUCCGGUCGCAGUCGAGACCUUGACCAAGCUCUUCACGGACACAACCUAUAUGACUGAACAGAUUCUGAGAUAUCAGACUUCUCACGAUGGCCCAAUGACUUAUGCCCCCAAUUUCCUCGCCUGGGAGAACCUCCCGCCUUCCUAUCAUGCCGAGUUUUCCGCCGGAACACAGGAAGAAUUAAGCAAUUUCCCUGCUGACUGGCCACAGGCUGAAUAUAUCGCAUUCGAUGCGCAUGUUGGAAACUACAGCAAUCCCGCAGAAGGUCAGCCCACAGAUGGACGGCAAUACGCCUCCAUAGUCGGCGCUCUCGUUGCGCCAACAUCUCGCGGAAACAUCACCCUCAUCUCCAACUCCACCGAGGAUUUGCCGGUAGUCAAUCCGAAUUGGCUCACAAGCCAGACCGACAUCGAGGUUGCGUUGGCCAUCUUCAAACGAACCAGAGAAAUUUGGGCGAGUGACGCCUUGCAGUCGAUCACGACUGGGCCGGAAUACUAUCCUGGAGCAAAUGUGACAACCGACGAGGAGAUCCUUGACGCCAUUCGCAGCUCUGUCAUCACGGUGUGGCAUGCAUCCUGUACAUGUAAAAUGGGGCCUCGGGAGGAUCCCAUGGCAGUUGUCGACAGUGAAGCACGAGUUCACGGCGUCCAGGGAUUGCGUGUGGUCGAUGCAAGUGCAUUCCCUCUUCUGCCUCCUGGUCAUCCUACUAGCACAGUCUACAUGCUAGCUGAGAAAAUCAGCGCGGCUAUUCUUGCGCAGUAGAAGAGACGGAAGUGUCGAUGACAAUUGUAAACUAACCGUGUGACACCUGAUCACAACCCAUAAAGAAAUAUUAUCAGUGC